GGAGCCAGGUGUGCCGGCCCCCGCUGCUGCACGGCUCGCUGCCCUGGCUGGACGGGAGCAAGGCGCUGAGCAGUCAUCACAGCGCUUCCCCCUGGAACCUCAGCCCAUUCUCCAAGACCUCCAUUCACCACAGCUCACCGGGACCCCUUUCCGUCUACCCGCCCGCCUCUUCUUCCACUUUAUCCGCCGGCCACUCCAGCCCGCACCUUUUCCUCCCGCCGACCCCACCGAAAGAUGUGCCCCCGGAUCCGUCCAUCUCCACCCCCGGCUCCACCGGCUCUACCCGGCAGGACGAGAAAGAAUGCAUCAAAUACCAGGUGUCCCUGGCCGACACCAUGAAGCUGGAGUCCUCUCACUCUCGGAGCAGCAUGGCCUCUUUAGGAGGUGCCACCUCCUCCGCUCAUCACCCCAUCACUACCUAC
Messenger RNA from Mesitornis unicolor (brown roatelo), 422 nucleotides. RefSeq names its product GATA-binding factor 3-like. The record is from RefSeq and is a predicted model, not a curated record. NCBI's taxonomy places the organism in Eukaryota, Metazoa, Chordata, Aves, Mesitornithiformes, Mesitornithidae.